AUGAAAUGUAGCGGCAACCUAAUAAUCCUAAGCUUCGCUCUUCAUCUCGUAUCGUCUUUAGUUCAAACCGAGGAAGAACUGAAAUCUAACAAAAGAACAUUCAAUGGCCAUGAAAAGGACCUGUUGUCGGAUCAUAUUUUGACGUUGUCUAGCCAAGAUACCGAGAGUACAGAAGCUUCAACGAAAAGGUCUUCAACGGCAGAUGCAAGACAUUAUAAUGCAGUGAAUAUACCGGUUCCGUUUCAUAGAGUACAUUAUAGACCAAUCCAUGUCGCAAGACCCGUAGCUUACAGCAAGAAACCUGAUGUGUAUAUAAACCACGUGCAUGUACAUAAUGGAGGUCAGGAUUGUCAGUUUUUUUUAGUUCAUAACUAAAUUAAAGCCCGACCCUGCUCAAACAAGGAUGAGAAUUGGUCAUGAGAGUUGGCGGUCAAAUGCGAGCGACAGUUGGAACUCUCAUCAGUUCUUGUCAUCUCUCAUUAGCUUUAUACUACACAUAUUGGUCUUUCAUUCCUCAACGGUUCAUCACAUAGCUUCAGUAUAUGAGGAUCAUCUCUUAUUCAUCCAGUGUUACUACAGGAGGAAACCUAAACUAAACUAACUUUAUUUAUACUGGAUAGCUCUAUCAGUUCUAGACUUUUCUUCAUAGAGGUUCAGUAAGGAUCAUGUCUUAUUGAUCCAGUGUUACUAGAGGGGGAAACUUAAACCAACUUUAUUUAUACUGGAUAGCUCUAUAUCAGUUCUAAACUGUUCUCCCUAUAGAGGUUCAGUAAGGAUGAUCUCUUAUUGAUUCUGUUCUUCCUAGAGGUCAAGUAAGGAUCAUCUCUUAUUGAUCCAGUGUUACUACAGGAGGAAACUUAAACUAAACAAACUUUAUUUAUACUGGAGAGCUCUAUCAGUUCUAAUCUGUUCUUCCUAGAGGUCCAUUAAGGAUCAUCUCUUAUUGAUCCAGUGUUACUACGGGAGGAAACUUAAACUAAACAAACUUUAUUUAUACUGGAGAGCUCUAUCAGUUCUAAUCUGUUCUUCCUAGAGGUCCAGUAAGAGUCAUCUCUUAUUGAUCCAGUGUUACUGCAGGAGGAAACUUAACCUAUAAAACAAACUUUAUUUAUACUGGAGAGCUCUAUCAGUUCUAAUCUGUUCUUCCUAGAGGUCCAGUAAGAGUCAUCUCUUAUUGAUCCAGUGUUACUGCAGGAGGAAACUUAACCUAUAAAACAAACUUUAUUUAUACUGGAGAGCUCUAUCAGUUCUAAUCUGUUCUUCCUAGAGGUCCAGUAAGAGUCAUCUCUUAUUGAUCCAGUGUUACUGCAGGAGGAAACUUAACCUAUAAAACAAACUUUAUUUAUACUGGAGAGCUCUAUCAGUUCUAAUCUGUUCUUCCUAGAGGUCCAGUAAGAGUCAUCUCUUAUUGAUCCAGUGUUACUGCAGGAGGAAACUUAACCUAUAAAACAAACUUUAUUUAUACUGGAGAGCUCUAUCAGUUCUAAUCUGUUCUUCCUAGAGGUCCAGUAAGAGUCAUCUCUUAUUGAUCCAGUGUUACUGCAGGAGGAAACUUAACCUAUAAAACAAACUUUAUUUAUACUGGAGAGCUCUAUCAGUUCUAAUCUGUUCUUCCUAGAGGUCCAGUAAGAGUCAUCUCUUAUUGAUCCAGUGUUACUGCAGGAGGAAACUUAACCUAUAAAACAAACUUUAUUUAUACUGGAGAGCUCUAUCAGUUCUAAUCUGUUCUUCCUAGAGGUCAAGUAAGGAUCAUCUCUUAUUGAUCCAGUGUUACUACAGGAGGAAACCUAAAUUAAGCUAACUUUAUUUAUACUGGAUAGCUCUAUCAGUUCUAAACUCUUCUUCCUAGAGGUCCAGUAAGGAUCAUCUCUUAUCGAUCCAGUGUUACUACAGGAGGAAACCUAAACUAAACUAACUAACUUUAUUUAUACUGGAUAGCUCUAUCAGUUCCAAACUCUUCUUCCUAGAGGUCCAGUAAGGAUCAUCUCUUAUCGAUCCAGUGUUACUACAGGAGGAAACCUAAACUAAACUAACUAACUUUAUUUAUACUGGAUAGCUCUAUCAGUUCUAAACUGUUCUCCCUAGAUGUCAAGUAAGGAUCAUCUCUUAUUGAUCCAGUGUUACUACAUCUCUUAUUGAUCCAGUGUUACUACAUCUCUUAUUGAUCCAGUGAUCCACUGUUAUUACAAGAGGAAACCUAAGCUAAUUAAAGUAAUUUUGUUGAUGCUGGACAGCUCUAUCAGUUCCAAACAGCUUUCUUCGCAUUUUGGCGUUGAAUUAAUUUUGAAAUAAAUCCUGUUUGCCCGCCGUUAGAAAUGUUAUCGUGGUGACAAACAUUUGCUUAAAAGGAAGGAUAAAAUGUUUCCCAACAAUUCCACAUAUUUUCUUCCAAAAUGUAUGUUUGGUGCGAGUCAAUCCUUUCUUGUUUGCCGUCCUUUUGGAAAUAUGGUUCAGAACAAAUAUUUUCACAAGGCUUAACUCCCAUUACCAUUUAUAACUCUACUCACAAAGUGAAAUUGUUAGGCGCACUAUACUGUACAACGAAAUUCUUGAGUCGCUAACUGACUGUCAAUUUACACAUAUUCUUAUUUCUUAUGUAGUCAAUCCAUGUCAACAUAGUGGAAUUAUUUUACAUACGCCUGGGGGAUUUGAAUGUCUGUGUAAGAAACAGUACAAAGGAAAACAUUGUGAAGGUAUUUCCUAGCAAAUUUAUCAUGAGGUACGACGAGAAUGCUACGAUUACGAAUAAGGACAGCAACAAGAAAGACAACUAUAAAGCUUCAACCACAACAGCAGCUGACAACAAGGCCGGAUUUUGGUGGAAAUAGUGGGGGAGAUGGAAAAAGAAUUGGGGGAGGUGCAGCGGUCUAGCUCACGACCCCCAUGGAAAGUUAGGGCUUACUGUAGAACGUGGCAAAGUCAACGAUUUGACGUAUGCAUGUAGUGUACAUAUGUAUCAGUGUAUUAAUGAAUUAUGACUGUACAACGCAUCUAAUUUUGCCUUUCAUUACAAUUACUACAAAGUUUUCUUUCAAAACAUUGCAUCAAAAGGGUACUUGACACAGAGUUGAAUUGCUAUCACUGUUUCAAUUUUACAGGGAAAAAAUUUACGAAGUUUAGACUCUAAAGCAACCAAAAAUGUCAAAUUUUGACUUAAAGUUUGAUCUAUUAAUAAAACUAUCGUAAGGGAAGGUGCAUGACUUUUCAGGGGAGGUGCAAAACGAUCUCAGAGGAGGUGCGCACCUCCCCACAACUCCCCUCAAAAUCCAGCCAUGACUGGCAACAGUCAACAACAACAACAACAAUGUGACAACAACAACAGUUGCUCCUGUAUCGGAAGAAGAAUAUGUUGCAAAUCAUUUUCAAUAAGUGUGUUUUUAAACUUUAUUUUAGAGAAGAACUAUUGCUACCCCAACCCAUGUGUUAACAAAGGGAACUGCGUUGAGAGACAACAUAGUUUUGCUUGCAAGUGUUUGAAAGGUUUUAAAGGAGCCACUUGCUCAGGUAUGAACUACAGAACGGCAUAUAUUAAGGUAGUUGAAAAGCUAGUAACAAACUUAUUUUUUUCAAACGAUAAUCCUCAACGGUGACAAGUCCAAACUAUGGGACUUAGAACCAUCAAACAAUUAAAAAAUGAUAAAAGUUUAAAACAAUAUAGAAUUCAAACCUUUGCUCAUAAUAUUCCGGUGUUAAACCUGGUUUACAUUAUCAAAGUUUCUGUGUUCACAGUGGGAACAGUGUUAAACUAUUAGUCAGUUCCCUCAAACAUUUCUUACAAAUCCUUCAGAACUUAGAAUUUACUGAUGCAAAAUCCUACUGUGAUCACAGAAACUGCAACCAGGCUUAAACCAGGUUUUAUUUACAUUUUUCUAAAGAUAAAGAUUUCUAUGUUCUCAAUGUGUGACAGUAUAAAUUGUAAAUCAAAGGUUUCAUUAAGAAGGUUUUUUGUGGCUAUUCUUUGACAGUACAAUUAUGUAGACUGCCAACAAUAUUAAUGUAAAAGUUUUUUCUCACCAGAGAAAGACCCCUGUGCUCAGAAUGCUUGUAAACAUGGUGGGACAUGUGUGGAUCUUGGUGGAUCCAAAGUACAAUGUAGUUGUCCUGUGGGAUUUAAGGGAAAAACGUGCGAAGGUAAACUUAAGUUAUCGUUUAGCAUUUCUACCAUACUAGUUGUAAUUCAUGUAUACUGAUCCUUAUAUAUUGGACGGGUAUAGCCAUGUUUAAAUUAUGGUUCUUUAUAUUUUUCAUACUACUAAUCCUCUUAAUGAACCAUACACCAUUGCAUAUCAUGAUAACAUAUAAUUCCACACUGUAUAAUGCCAUACUACCAUGGCAUACCAUACCAUACCAUACCAUACCAUACCAUACCAUACCAAACCAAACCAAACCAAACCAAACCAAACCAAACCAAACCAAACCAAACCAUCCCAUCCCAUAGUACCAUACCAAACCAUACCAUACCAUACCAUACCAUUCCAUACCAUACCAAACCAAACCAUACCAUACCAAACCAUACCGUACCAUACCAUACCAUAUACGAUCUCAUAAAUGUGGCCAUAUAUUAACGUGAACGAGUCUUUGUGCACCGCUCAUCCAUGUACAUUGCUAAAUAUCAUUGACGCUAACAUAAUACUUUUUAUUAAUAAUUCUCAAUCUCUAAACGAAAUGCACGUAAUUAUGAAAUAUUUCUAGGGAAUAAAAGUUGUUUUUUCUUUUAUUAGAGAUCGAACACUGUGACCCUAGCCCCUGCCUUCAUGGUGGCACGUGCAAAGAAAAAGACGGAAAGUUUGUUUGUUCUUGUGUUCAAGACUGGAAAGGAUCCAUUUGUGAAAGUGAGUUCGAAGUUACCAACAUUUAACUUAAAUACAACCAAACUGUUCUCCUUGGAGGUCCAGUAAAGGCAUUCCCGUAUUUGUUCAGACAUUGUUUGUUUGUUGUUUGUUUAAUAAAUAUUUAUACAGGAACAUCUGAUUUAGCAUACAGCUCGUUUAAGCGGAGUCCUGUCUGUCUAAAAAUGUACCUUAAACCUCAGAAACCUUGUAAAGUUCAGUUAAAACUAAAGCUAACUUUGUUUAUACUGGAUAGCUUUAUCAGUUCUAAACUGUUCAUCUAUAUAUUGCGAGAACCGAGCACCGGUUGAAGAGGUUCAAGGUACAUUUUCUACGCCACAGACUCUCGCAAAUCAUUUUUCAUGUUGUUCUUCAGUUCCACGCCGUUGUCUUGUGAACCCAUGUCGAAAUGGUGGUCAGUGUAUAGAAGGUCAGGCAGCAACAGUGUGCAAAUGUAAACAAGGUUUCUAUGGUCCUUUUUGUCAAGGUAAAUCUAACUUGCGAUGGUAGUGGUGAGCAUAAAGAUUUUGAUGGUGAUGAUGAUAUUGCUGAUGGUAGUGAUAAUGUUGGUGAUGUUAAUGUAUUUUGUUCAACAAAGUCAAAUUUUCUUGGCUUUUUCUAGUUACACACCAAAUUCCCUUUGAAUGAAUUGCUGGUGUUUAUGUCAUUUUUUUCAACUAGGCCUCAAGGAAUGAAAAAAAUGUCGCAGAAAUUUCAGAAAUUUAGGUUGCAGUAAUUUCAAAAUCGGGCUGCAAGAGUAAUUUCUAGUGCGACUUACAAUGUUCGGUCGGUUGAUUUACUUGAAAGACUGGGUUGGAAACAUCUAGAACUAAGGCGAAAUUACCUAAAAUCUGUUUUUAUGUAUAAAAUUCUGAAUAACCACAUCGCACCAAAUCUAAGAACAUCCUUUCGAUUGAAUAAUUAAUGUGAUAAUACCUAUGAUCUUAGAAAUAGAGAAACUGAUUUGUCUCUUCCUAAACCGAAUACCGAUUCUGGUAAAAGAUGCUUCAAAUAUAACGGAGCGGUAGUAUGGAAUAAGUUUACCGUAUGAAGUAAAAGUAGCGGAAUCUUUAAGUUCUUUUCAAAGAACUAUUAAUCAGGCAAACACUUAAAAUUGGCUCGUCCUAUUGCCUACUGUAUAUGUAAUUCUUCUUUCUUUGUUUUUGUAUUUUUAAUGUUUAUCUGUACAGUAUAUUCUCUCCAAAUCACGCCCCUCAUGGAAAUCAGCUCCGAGUUGUUGAGGCCAGCGUGUUUAAAUAAUUUUUUGUAUGUGUGUAUGUAUGUGUAUGAUUUCUGACGUAUUCGUGUGAAUUUAUUUCACUUGCAGACAACGUAUGUCAGCCGAAUCCUUGUUUCAACAAAGGAAAAUGUUCAGUGGCAAUCAAAUCUGACAAAUCCUGGACGUACAAAUGUCAAUGUCUGCCCACUUUCAAAGGGAAAAGAUGCCAGAGUAAGUCCAAGAUGAAUUUUGUGGCAGUAGACACUAUAUCUAGAUUUCCCUGAAACUAAAUCUUCUAUUCAUGUGUAUAUAAACCAACCCACAGUUAUUUUAAUAGAUGGUUUGGAGACUCGAUGAAAGUACAAUAUAACUCAUUAACUAUGUUAUUGUCCGGCUUUAUGCAAGAAUUUGGUCCUAUCUCGUCACGUGUGUAUUGUAUUUUCGCUCAAAUAACCAAUAACAAGUUUGUGGUUGAGUUAUCCAUCCGUAACUUGAACAAAUGCUCAAUUUAAACAUUGCUAUUGGUUGUGCGGGAAAAAAUACAAUACACACGUGACGAGAUAGGACCAAAUUCUUGCAUAAACCGAAACCAACAUAGUUAAUCAGUUAUAUUGUACUUUCAUCGAGUCUCCAAACCAUGUAUUCUAUUAACUGUGACCAACCACAUUGAUAUGAUUUUUAUAUGUGUAAUAUUUAUUUUAUUUUAAUUGAUAUUUAUUAAAAAAAAACCUUACCUUGAAUUCUGAUCAACUUCUUCACUGUCAAAAUUUUUGGAUACGAUGUUAUUAGAUUAAUUGUAAAUUAGUCCUUUGUUUAUUGCUCCAAAAAUGUAUCUAAUGACAUCAUAUUCAUCGAAUCUUUGGCAGUGAAAUAUUUUAUGAGAAUUUAAGGUAAGGUAUUUUACUAUAAAGAUGGAUUCUUUUUAGAAUGACCCAAACAUUGCCAUUUGCCUUAACUUUUGUUCUGAAUAACAAUGAGAUGGCCUCUUAAUACAAGUCUUUGACUUCGUGAGGUCUUCUCGCCACUCCCUAUCCUUUCAAUUUAACAUACAUAAAUAUAAAUAUAAAUAUAAUUAAAUUUUAUUACAAUAAUCAAUAUAAAUUAACUGAAUGAAGUGGUAAAUAAAUUGAAUUAAAAUAUAUAUAUAUAUAUAUAUAUAUAUAUAUAUAUAUAUAUAUAUAUAUAUAUAUAUAUAUAUAUAUAUAUAUAUAUAUAUAUAUAUAUAUAUUGAGCGCUCUGGCAUGGUUUUGAUGUCCCACAAUCGUGAGGCAUCAAAGGUAACUAUAAAUAAGAGUUACUUUCAUCCUGCUCAUCAGCACUACACUGAUGAGGCCCAUUAGGCCGAAACGGUACCGUCUGUAGUUGGAUAUCGCUCUAUGGCCUUUAGGUCAUAUUGAGCGCUCUACAGGAUGAGCCAUGCCGCUUACGCAUUGCGCACGCUCACUGCUUGCAGUUUGAGCGCUCUGGCAUGGUUUUGAUGUCCCACAACCGUGAGGCAUCAAAGGUAACUAUAAAUAAGAGUUACUUUCAUCUUGCUCAUCAGCACUACACUGAUGAGGCCCAUUAGGCCGAAACGGUACCGUCUGUAGUUAGAUAUCGCUUUAUGGCCUUUAGGUCAUAUUGAGCGCUCUACAGGAUGAGCCAUGCCGCUUACGCAUUGCGCACGCUCACUGCUUGCAGUUUGAGCGCUCUGGCAUGGUUUUGAUAUCCCACAAUCGUGAGGCAUCAAAGGUAACUGUAAAUAGCAGUUAUUUUCAUCCUGCUCAUCAGCACUACACUGAUGAGGCCCAUAAGGCCGAAACGGUACCGUCUGUAGUUAGAUAUCGCUCUAUGGCCUUUAGGUCAUAUUGAGUGCUCUACAGGAUGAGCCAUGCCGCUUACGCACGCUCACUGCUUGCAGUUUGAGCGCUCUGGCAUGGUUUUGAUGUCCCACAAUCGUGAGGCAUCAAAGGUAACUAUAAAUAAGAGUUACUUUCAUCCUGCUCAUCAGCACUACACUGAUGAGGCCCAUUAGGCCGAAACGAUACCGUCUGUAGUUAUAUAUAUAUAUAUAUAUAUAUAUAUAUAUAUAUAUAUAUAUAUAUAUAUAUAUAUAUAUAUAUAUAUAUAUAUAUAUAUAUAUAUAUAUAUAUAUAUAUAUAUAUAUAUAUAUAUACAGUAUAUGCCAAAAAUCAUAUUCUGGGUUAGUGACACUUUUGUAAAUUUUGUGUUCUCUUCGUUCCAGUUCGAAAUCGCUGUGCAUUAAAAUUAUGCAAGAAUGGUGUGUGUAUUGACGAUUUCAGUGAUUAUCACGUGGAUCUGCCUCUCAAUGGUUAUCUGUGCAUUUGCAAGGACGGAUUUCAAGGAGAAAACUGCGACCGUAAGUUGAAAGAUUUUGAUGGCAAAAAUUUAAGCCAUAUUUCAAAUUCGAUGUGCUGUUUAGACGUACGAGUAAAGCCAUAUCUUCCUUACGUACUAGGUAAAGUGUGUGACAACUGCCACAAGGAUGCUGUGUGUUUGUACGGGCAAUGUAUCUGUAAAAAUGGUUUCGUAGGAAAUGGUAAAACGUGUAAAA
Paramuricea clavata is the source of this 8602-nucleotide messenger RNA. The record is from the annotation of a GenBank genome assembly. Lineage: Eukaryota; Metazoa; Cnidaria; Anthozoa; Malacalcyonacea; Plexauridae.